ACAUUUAAAAAAAAAAAAACAAAAGGAUCUGGGGCAAACGGAGGAGCCAAGUACGCCGUUAAAUUUCGCAACCCUGCACCCGCUGUGACAGAACCGGCGAGCAUAAACCCUAAACCCUAUCAUGUCCGAAGACAAAGACAGGGAGCAGUACGGAGUGCUCCUUUAUUACAAUUACGCUGAAAUUCCAGACCUCAAUCACCUCCUCACCUUCUACAAUUCCAACUGCUCCUCCCUCAACCUACGAGGUCGUGUUCGCCUUUCAACCCAUGGUGUCAAUGUCACUGUUGGUGGCAAUUUGUCCUCUCUUGAGUCCCACAUCGAAGCGCUCAAAGCCUACAACUCCUUGUUUCACCGUACUGAUUUUAAGCUCGCCACUUGUCAUCACCCACUUAACGACAAAGUUGCCCGGGAGUGUGGCUUCACUUCUCUCUCUAUUCGGAUUGUGGACGAACUUGUUACUCUUAGUUCUCAUCCACUGUUAAAAGCGCCUGAUAUCUCCAAUGCUGGAAUGCAUCUAUCUGCACUUGACUUCCAUUCUUCCCUUCACAAUGCCUACAAGGAGAGUCCAGAAAAUGGCCUUGUUUUACUUGAUGCAAGGAAUCUGUAUGAAACAAGGAUUGGGAAGUUUCACGUGCCAAAUGUUGAGACUUUGGAUCCACAAGUUAGGCAGUACAGUGAUUUGUCCUCGUGGAUAGAUGAUAAUGGUGACCGGUUGAAAGGAAAAAAUAUUUUCAUGUAUUGUACUGGCGGAAUUCGGUGUGAGAUGGCAUCAGCAUAUAUUAAGUCCAAAGGUGCCGGUUUUGAGAAUGUGUUUCAGUUAUUUGGUGGCAUACAACGGUAUUUGGAGCAAUUCCCAGAUGGUGGUUUUUUCAAAGGAAAGAAUUUUGUUUUUGACCACCGGAUAUCAGUUGGAAGUUCAGAUGCUAAUAUUAUUGGUACCUGCCUCAUGUGUCAAUGUUCGUUUGAUGAUUACACUUCUCGCUGCCGGUGUACUUAUUGCAGAAUGCUUGUUUUGGUGUGCCGUAGUUGCGAGAGUGAAUCUACCGUGUAUGUUUGUGAGCUAUGUCAGAAACAGGGCAAGCCCGAGUCAGCACAGUUAAUUGAAAUUGGAGAAUCAAAAACAUCAUCGUCAGAUGCCGAGUUCAACAACUUUUCUUCAGAUUUGCCUCGAGUGCCCAGGGGAGACGAUCCAAGGACCUCAAGAAAACUGAGAAUCUUGUGCUUGCAUGGGUUUCGGCAGAAUGCAUCCAGUUUCAAAGGCAGAACAGCAUCAUUAGCCAAGAAACUAAAGAAAAUCACUGAAUUUGUCUUUGUUGAUGCUCCCCAUGAAUUGCCAUUCAUUUACCAAACCCCCAUGUUUGAGUCAAAUGAAAAUUGUGCAUCAUCAUCAUUGCCAUCUAGUCCUCCACCACCAUUGGAGAAUUGCAAGAAGAAGUUUGCAUGGUUUGUGGCACCCAACUUUGAUGGAAGCAGUGGUGUUGACUGGAAGGUAGCAGAUGGCCCAUUUGAUCCACUUCAAUACCAGCAGCAAACUGUUGGAUAUGAUAUUUCAUUAUCACACUUGAAGAAUGUCUUUUCCCAGGAAGGACCAUUUGAUGGAAUCUUGGGAUUUUCACAGGGAGCAGCAAUGGCUGCCUUAAUCUCUGCACUACAAGAAGAGCUGAAAGGUGAAAUGGACUUCAAAUUUGUAGUCUUGUGCUCUGGCUUUGCUCUCCGGAUGAAAGCCAUGGAGCGUGGUCCUAUCAAGUGUCCUUCUCUUCAUAUAUUUGGUAAUGAACAUGGUAAAGACAGACAGAUAGCUAACCAAACAAGCAAGGAACUUGCUUCUCUAUAUGAGGGUGAUUGUUCUGCGAUAGUUGAGCAUGAUAAUGGUCAUAUAAUUCCUACCCGGUCCCCUUACAUUGAUGAGAUCAAGAAUUUUCUUAAUCGCUUUCUGUAGGAGAUCAAACAAAAGUGAUCUCAAGUUUUUGAUACCAUUCAAAUCUACGUCGUUGUGAUAUCUUGUCUUUCUAUGUACGGCCACAAAAUUUGUACUAUUCUCUAUUAUUAUGCUAUUGCCUCAAUGGAACUAGCAAAAUUGGACA
This is a messenger RNA of Vigna radiata var. radiata (mung bean), 2084 nucleotides long. Its product is annotated as rhodanese-like domain-containing protein 6. The transcript has 8 exons. NCBI's taxonomy places the organism in Eukaryota, Viridiplantae, Streptophyta, Magnoliopsida, Fabales, Fabaceae. The record is from RefSeq and is a predicted model, not a curated record. The coding region runs from base 122 to 1939 and encodes 605 amino acids.